CUGUACGUUUUGCGUAUUUAAAUACUGUUUCAGGAAAGUACAUGGCUUUAGAGCUAGAGCUUGAUUUGGAUCCCCAUUCUUCCCCUUGGCUUUCUAACAUGUGUUUACUCGGGUUGAGUUCAACUUUCGUUUCCAAUGUAGCAUGCGAGGAUUUCCCAGCUGGUAGUGGUUGCCCGAGGCUAAUAGUGCAUGAAAGCCGCCUAGCCUGAGGCUGAUGCCAGGGAGGCUCGGUAGAUACAGCCUCACUAGCUUUCCCUCCUCUGUCUCAGUGAUGCGGACUCAGGAGUGAUACUAGGCAAACCCUGUCACUGACCUGCACCGGCCACUCUUUUUCAAAAAAUGUUUUAAAAACUUGACAGUUUCAUGUAUGCAUAUUGUGUCUUGAUUAUGCCACCCCCAGCUCCCUCCUUCCACUCCUCCCGAACCCCUUAGUACUUCCCCACCUUCAAGUCCUCGUUAAAUUUUAUUUUUAUGACUCACUGGGUCCAGUUAGUGCUUCCUAUACAUGUAUGGAUGUGUAUCCAUGGGCAGCCUAGAAGCAGCCACACCCCCAAAGGAAAAUGAGUCCCGCUCCCCCAACAGCCAUGGAUUGAGAGCAGCUCUUCAGCUGUGGGUGAUUCCCCCUGAGCUCCUCUCUCGUCCAUGGGGAAGAUUGACUGGCUUGAUCUUACAGGUAACCCUAGUGCAGCGAGCUCAUUAGUACAGUCGCCGUGUCAUGUCUGGAAGAGAGCCUUUCACAGCAUCCCUCCCAUCCUCAGGUGUCUUUCUUACGGCUGCUCUUUCCGUGAUGUUCCCUGAGCCUUGGGGGACUCGAUAAUAAAUGGCUUAUUUAGGACUGAGUACUCAAUGUCACGUACUCUCAACAUUUUAAUCAGUUAUGAGGUUGUUGCCCAUUACAGAACAAAGCUCUGGCCAGGGUUUGAGCAGCACUAAUCUCUGAAUGUAAACAUUUAGAAAGCAAUUUGACAACAAUAAUCAGUACUCCCCUAGGACCCAGAACCUCUUCAGCCAUGGACUUUUGACCAGAUUUACAGCACUAGACUUGAAUUCCUUCCUUUGGAGCAGGCCUCGAAUCCAACCCCAAAAUGUUUGGUAACCCCAUAAUAGUCAUGCCAUUACUGCUCAGGUAGGCACGUCUUGCUUGGCAGGGUAGUAGUAUAGUACGUAGUCUGUUGAUGACCUUUCUUUCCCAGCAGGCUAUAAAAUACCAUCGAUCACUAUAACAAUUAGCUUGCAGGAAGGAAGUUUCCAGGUCAGUUUCAACCUAAUUUCUUUUUUUAGUUUUUCAAGAAAGGGUUUCUCUGUGUAGUUUUGGUGCCUGUUCUGGAUCUCGCUCUGCAGACCAGGCUGGCCUUGAACUCUCAGAGAUCCGCCUGGCACUACCUUCCGAGUGCUGGGAUUAAAGGCGAGCACUGCUGCCAGCCUCAACCUAAUUUCUUUACGCAUUCUUCAAUUGUGUUUUAUUUAUUUAUUUAUUUAUUUAUUUUUGCUAUGGUGGACAACCAAGAACAGUGAUGAUGACUUGUAUUAUUUGGGGUGCCUCCGUGUCCUUUCUGACCAGUUACUCAUAGGGAGGUAUCUCAUACAUUGGGGUUUUCAUUUAAAAACUCUGUCUUCUGGAGAAACAUUGCCCAUUAAUUAAAGAUACCUCUGUUCAAACUCCUUUUUAAAAUGUUUUAAAAUUAGUUUACAAAGCGUAAGGUGUUGUAGAACAUUAUUUUCAGGUGUGUAACUUUUGUUUAUGUUGCAUUUGUUUAACUCUGUGAAGCUGUGUUACUGUGCCUGUGUAAAACACCUGAUGGUCUAAUAAAGAGCUGAACGGCCAAUAGUGAGGCAGGAAAAAGGAUAGGUGGGGCUGGCAGGCAGAGAGGAUAAAUAGAAGGAGAACUCUGGGAGGGAAAAAGAUCAAGGAAAGGGAGAGAAGAAGGAGCCAGCCACCCAGCUACACUCUAAACACAGAGUAAGAGAAAGAUACACAGAAGUAAAAGAAUGGGAAAAGUCCAGAGGCAAAAGGUAGACAGGAUAAUUUAAGUUAAGGAAAGCUGGCAAGAAGCAAGCCAAGCUAAGGCUGGGCAUUCAUAAUUAAGAAUAAGCCUCCAUGUGUGAUUUAUUUGGGAGCUGGGUGGCGGGGCCCCCUAAAAGACCAAAAACAAGGCCUUUUUAUACAUCCUUAGUGUUUUUGACUCACCCGCACACCACAAGCCUCAUUCCUGCUUAAACACACAUACUCUCCUCUCUCUCUCUCUCUCUCUCUCUCUCUCUCUCUCUCUCUCUCUCUCACACACACACACACACACACACACACACACACACACACAUCCUUACCACAUUUGUUUUGUGCACUUACUCCGUUAAGGCCUCCCGGCCCUAUAUGCUAUUUCUAGCUUCCUGAUCUCAAGUAAAACACACACAUCUAAAAAUUUGAAGCUGAGAUCCUCACAUGAGAGAAAGAGAGAGAGGCAUUUGUCCUUCUAGGCCUGGGUUACCUCUGUAACCAUAUUCUUGGUUACAUAUUCUUCAGUUCCAUCUAUUUUCUAGAAAACGUCAGAAUUUCCUUUUCCUGACAUCUACACAAACUGCCACUUGUGUGUGUCUAGGCUGCUUUCAUGCCCUAGCUGCGAUCAGCUGAGCCCCAGGGAUCCCUGUGGUAGGCUGUUGAAUCCUUUGGGUAUAUGCCCAGAAGUGGUACAGUUGGGUCAUAUGAUAGUUCUAACUUAAGCUUUUGGAGACACCUCUACACAGAGAUCCAUAGUGGCUGCACCAGUUUACAGUCCCACCAACAACCCGUACUCUUCCUCAGCAUGGUCCUGAUGACGGCCAUUCUGGCUAAGGUAAGAUAUAAUCUCAAUUUUAAUUUACAUUUCCUCGAUGCCUGGCCGCCCUUUUAACACAGGUGUUGUAAAAAUCACAUUUUUAAAAUGAAUUACAGAACCUGCUUUGGAGCAAACUGUUUUAACUUCGUUGUGUGCCUCCUUUCAGACUUCAUACUUGGGUUUUGUUUAGCCCCACUAUUCACAGGAUUUUUAACUUUCCCAUACUUGCUGCAUUGUGAAAUCUGCCCAUGUUAAGUACAAAAGAGGUGUUAGAGUGAGGUGUCACAAUAAACGAGGACAUUUUCAUCAAAGCAGUUAGAAACAUGUUGGUGUUCAUGUAUCUUUCUAAUGUCUGUAUAACUAAUUACUGGUUACAAAGAAAAAAAACUCUUUAAAAUUUCCUGAGGAUUUGCUAAAGUUGAACAUGAGAAAGGCUAAGAAACGCCACCUUUCCCAGCACAGGACUUGAAAGUUGCUGCCUUACGUAAAGCUGAGCAAACUUCGCUUCAGCGUCUAAGCCUUUCUUGGCAGACAGCAGCUUUGUGUCAGUCACCUCUUCCCAGCGACUUGGUGAGACCCUCGAGAUCCGGCAGCAACUGCCUCCCGCCGCCGGCAAAAGAAACCCACCCAGAACCUGAGUCCAGAAAACCCAGGGAAGGAAACUGGGGUCUGAGAGUCCUCCUGCAGCAAAGACCGAGGUUGGCCACUGGAGCGCGGCACUGAGCAGGGACACAGGACCUGUGGGGCGUGGUGGCGGGCCUGUGUUGUCAUCCCUAUGGAGAUGGGGCUCUCCCUGCCCCACCUGCCACCCCAGGCUGGGAUCUGGAGAACUGCCUCUCCUUUUCCCUGCACAGUGCCAAGAGGAGUCUGCCGCCACCGAGCUCAGCCCCUUGGCCACUUCCUGGAGUUCCUAGAAGUGGAAGAAAAUAAUUUGCUGAGAUGUCACUAAGGAAUUUUCCCCAGGAAAGUCUGGAAGUGGAGAGCUUCCGCACGAGGUUCAGUGCCUGGACUCCCUUUACCAACCAGUCCUUAAACAGACAGCUCUUUCAAGAAAGAGUUACUCUCAUAACUCACUGGUUUGGCCUCUGGACCAACAAGCAACGGCGGGAAUUCUUAUUCACAAUUCUUUCACAAUGUUCUAAAUCACAACUAAGGUUCAUGCAAGACUGGUUUUCAGAAAGGAAGCAGGUGGCCAGCGUGGAUUUCUCGACAGUGUUACCGCGCUCCAUUUCUCUGUACAUCUUUUCCUUUCUGAGUCCGAAAGACCUGUGUGCAGCUGCUCAAGUCAGCUGGCCCUGGAAGUUUCUAACGGAACAGGAUUGCUUAUGGAUGCCCAAGUGCACCAAGUUUGGAUGGUUUCUGCCCUAUACGCCAACACAGAAUGAAUAUGGAGCUUGGAAACACCACUACAUUGCUUGUGUGUCCAGCUUGGACUGGCUAACGCCCAGGGAGGCUGCUGCUGUGUAUGGAACAUUGAAUGAACCCAAACCAGAAGAUGAGGAGUUCCAGGAGAGACAAAGAGAAAAGUGCCUGAGAAAAAUCAUUUGGGAGAACAUUGCAUUCCGGAAGAAAUUGUUAUUCAAAGCUCGACCCCCUUGGCUGAGUGGAACGUGCUCCAGGAUACUGAAGUCCCCGAGCCUACCCCGUGGUCCUCAGAUGGGGAGGGAUGGAGCAGGAUUCUAUGAAACUUUGGAAAGACAGCUUGUUCUGGCAUCUUUAGAUGCUUUGCCUAAGCGAAGCAAUCUCUCUGGAAGUCACUCCUACCCUUUAUUAUUAAAGAAAAAUCACCGUGGCGUUGGUAGGACUGAUGGCAGCUCUUCUGGUGCUUUGCAGACACAUGUCAUCCUGAUCUCAUCACGAAUUCCUGCCUAUGAGAUGGUGGUGGAGAGCGUGAAGGUGGGUGUCGUGACCGUCCUGUACGAACACAGUGGUGUGACCCUGGAGGGCCUGCUUCAUCUCGUAGACAGAGCUCUGCAAGGGCGGAAGGCACAGAGCCUGGGAAUAUUUAGCGGUGGAAACAGCAGAGAAAUUGACUUACUCCAAGGCUAUAAAAUUUGUAUUAAAAAUUUAUUGUCGCCUGAAGUGAGGGACUUCUGGGAGAAAUUAGGAAGCUGUGUGGCCACCAAAGAAGAAGGGGGACGUGUAGACUUUUUUGUGCCUCUUGGAGCAUCAGAGGCAGGCAUGGAGGUCCUUUCUCAGCUGUCUCAACUAACUGGCACGUUCUUCUCGGCCCCCACCGGAAUCGCAACUGGUUCAUACCAACACAUUCUUAGUGACUGGCUGGGGGCACAGCAGGACAGACCACCUCCUUCUAACUACUUCAGUGAGUCCAAGCUGCAGGCAUGGUCCAGCUUCACAGACUCCCUGGAAGACACCUUGAAAUCAGUGAGGAAGGAGCUGCAUCCACUCUUCAAGAACUUGCAGAAGAGCAUCAGUGGCCAGAUCAUAGGGCAAUUUAUGUUUGAUGCUCUGAGUAUGGCCAGCAUUCUCCAGAACCAAGAUGCUGCACAGGCUCUGGCCGAUGGACUGAUGGAGUUGUCAAAAGAAGGCUCUGACAAACCUCUGGAAUUUUUGUCAUGUUUCCUACUGAAGAAAUCUAGUAAAAGGAGCGAGGAAUUUGAAGGAAAUGAUAUUCUGAUAGAACAUGACGUAAAAGUAACACCGGAUCCAUUCACGAAGGAUGACAGUUCUCAGGACACAAAGUCAAGUCCAAGCCAAAGCGACCUGAACAUGGAGGUGCUGGUUAAGCUGGAGAGAAAGCUAAAGAUGAACUCAGUAGAGAAACGAACCCAAGUUGUGAGGGAGCUUGUACAGAGCGAGAGACGGUAUGUGCAGAUGCUGGGAAUCGUGAGGGAUGUGUACGCCAGGCCCCUGAGGGCAGCGCUCUCCUCAAACAGAGCCAUUCUGAGUGCUGCCAACACACACAUCAUUUUCUCUGAUAUUCUACGCAUCUUAGAUCUCAACAGAGAAUUUCUAGAUAACCUAAGAGACAGACUACAGGAAUGGAGCCCAGCCCACUGUGUGGGAGAAAUAUUCAUAAAGUUUGGAAGGCAGUUGAACACAUAUACCAAUUUCUUCAACAACUAUCCAGUGGUUCUGAAAACCAUCGAGAAGUGCAGAGAAAUGACCCCAGCAUUCCGAGCUUUCUUGAAGAGGCAUGAUAAGACCAUUGUUACCAGAAUGCUGAGCCUGCCAGAGCUGCUUCUGUACCCAUCCCAGAGAUUUGGAGAAUAUAUUCACCUGCUCUAUGCUCUGAGACUCCAUACUCCCGCAGGACAUACAGACCGUGGGGACCUGACCACUGCAAUUGAUCAAAUCAAGAAAUAUGAAGACUACAUAGAGCAGAUAAAGGAAAACAUCAACAUGAAAGAGCAGCUGUCCGAUGUACAGACGAUCAUCUCGGGGUGCCCUACCCUAUCAGAAGUAAACAGAUACCUGAUUAGGAUCCAAGAUGUAGUUCAACUUCAUUGCUGUGGUGAGACAAUGGACUUCUCUUUAAGGCUCUACGAAGAGACCCGAGAUCUCAGCCUCUUCCUCUUCAAUGAUGCACUGCUUGUUACCAGCCGGGGCACAUCUCAUACUCCAUUUGAAAGGACUUCUAAAACAACCUACCAGUUCAUUGCAUCAGUGGCCCUUCCCAGGAUACUCGUAGAAGACAUUCCAGACUCCAAAUAUGUCAAGAAUGCAUUCAUUCUUCAAGGUCCAAAACGUGAAUGGAUCUGUGCUACUGAGGUGGUGGAUGAUAAAUUCCUUUGGUUGUCUAUACUCCAAACUACAAUCAGAAGCAGUAUGAAGUAAGACUAGAUUCAAAACAGACAAGAAGGUUCUUGGAAAUUCAUAUGCCAUGUUUUCUGCUUCAGAACAUCUAGUGAGAAACAGAGGGAUCAGUCAUGGAUGCUGAGGAGAUGGAUGAGCUAGGACCAUCUGUGAGGUUCCUUUCAACUUUUAAAAUGCAUGAUUAAACUAUGUGAAGUGUCUAAGAACAAGUCUAAAAUUUUGAACCACAUCUUUCGGUAGCUACUGCGCAUAAGCAUUAUUUAAAACAAUUUGACAUGAUGAGCAAUGAGAAAAAACGUGUAGGUUUUUAAAAAUGAGUAGUGAAAAAUCAGAAUGAACGUUUCUUUCAUGAGCAUUCUAGAAAAAUACUUGAAUUUUGGGAUUCACCAAUCAACUUUUUCAUGAAGCAAUUAAUGAUUUUAAGGAUAUGUCUGAGAAAUAGAAAUAGCAGCUUUCUCAAGCACUUGUCAAACAAUGUGAAUGUGCCUCUUUGAAAGACAUUAGAAUAUGCCAUUUCAAAGUACUAAAAAGUUUGGCGAGUUUUGUUUGUUUUCUAUAAUUCUUACUUUUUGCUUUAAGAUCAAAUUCUUGUAUCUUCCAAAUAACCUUAACAUUUUUUUUAAACAAUACUAUUAGAAAUGCAGUGGUGGGAAAAUGUAAUUUUUAAGUAACAAAAUGAAUGAAUGGGACUGGAGAUAUAGCUCAUUGGUUAAGAGCACUGGCUGUUCUUCCAGAGGGCCCAGACUUAAUUCCUGGAACCUACAUGGUAGAUUAUAACCUGAAACUCCAGUUCUAGGGAAACUGAUACUCUCUCUGGCCUCCAUGGGUACCAGGUAUGGAUGCAGUACACAGAGAUACAUGCAAAACACACACACCCAUAAAAAUUAGAAUAAUCCGUAAAAAUUAACGGAAAUUGUUGUACUUCAGAAUCAAGGCCCAGAGACUCCUGAAAUGGAAUGGGCUUAAGACUCCUCCCUAAGGACUAGCUUUCAAGGCACCCAAAAGGUGCCAUGUAAGCUUCCAACAGGAGGGGAGCAACCAACAGUCCUAGCUAGCUAUGAUGUCUAUGAACUACAAUGACCAGCAUGGCAUGCUAACCAAAGAGUGAAGUUGUGGCAUGUAUACCUGGGGGUACCAACAGCUCUAUAAUUGGACUUAAGACCAUCUCAACAAGAAGAAAAUCAGGCCUGGUACUGGAAACCUAGCCAACUACUCAGGGCUAGUGAAGUCAUGGAUCUCAGAGGAGAACCUGCCCCCACCACUUUACUAAACCAGCAUAAUCCCCAACUCAUUCUAAAUAUUUUCCUUUUAGUCACAGGUUAGUGUGUUCCUCAUCCCUCAAUAAGGAAAGCUUUCUUUGCAACAAACAGAUCAUUGCAGAAAACCACAACCAAUCAAAGAGCGGAUUUAUGGAACUCAGUCCCAGUGGAUUCAUCUACAAGACAUUCCCAGAACCUAAGGCUCAGGAAACAUUUUGGGAGGCAGGGUUGGGAGGUGGGGAUUGUGAAAGCCAGAGGACUAGGAAGUUUUCUGUGAGACUUUGUCUCCUAAUAAUGUCAGGAGCUACCUCCAUGUCUCACCAACAUGACUAUUUAAACAUGAGCUGAACAAGGACAGCUACAAUAGAAAAGCCAAUAUGGAUGGGUGAAUGAUCAGACCUCAACCCCACACAAAGAACUAUAGACAACCAUGGCGUGCGGAGAGUGGAAGAAACAGUCUUCCUCGGGGAACAUAGCAACGAUUAGAUAUCCAAUACCAACUGGUCAGUCCUGAAAAUAGGCAAAGAAAUAACAUUUACAGACUGAGCAGACUGUAUUUAGGAAUAUGAUUGUAUAUACAUAUAUGUAUACACAUAUAACAAUGUGUAACAAAAAAGAGGCCAUGAAUUUAAAAGAGAGCAAGGAGGGGUUUAUGGGCAAGUUUGGAAGGAGGAAAUGGGAAAAUGAUAUAUCAUAAUCUCAAAAACUAAAAGAAGUAAGUAGCCAGGCAUGCCUUUAAUCCCAACACUUUGGAGGCAAAAGCAGGAAGAUCUCUGAGUUUGAGGCCAACCUGGUCUAUACAGAGUUCUGGGACAGCCAGGGAUAGAGACCCUGGCUUAAAAAUAAGUAAAUAAAAAAUAAAAAAAUAAUGGAAAUCUAGUGGGGAAAAAAAAAAGCAAGCACCUGUAAUAAACUUUAGGUGAAUAAAAAAAGAAUUCUUUUUGCAUAGUUAAAUGAUUGAUUGGUGAAAGUUGUAUGCUGGGAUUAUGUUGUUGUCUACUUUGUUGUUAGUAGACAUGGUUUGUCCACUGUUGUGUUAUGGUAAUUGAAUCCAUUGGUACAGUGUAGAAUUGUAAACUCAGGCUACUGAAAUAUAUUUCAAAAAUGAAACUUUAAUUCCCAAUUCUUGAAAGUUUAAAUUAUGGCUAAAAUAUAUAGAAAUUAAAUAUUGUAUUUUUUUUUUUUUUUU
This is a messenger RNA of Peromyscus californicus insignis, 9038 nucleotides long. It is a transcript of the gene Ect2l, whose product is annotated as epithelial cell transforming 2 like. Gene Ontology annotation, molecular function: protein binding; guanyl-nucleotide exchange factor activity. The record is from RefSeq and is a predicted model, not a curated record. Lineage: Eukaryota; Metazoa; Chordata; Mammalia; Rodentia; Cricetidae.